Messenger RNA from Athalia rosae (coleseed sawfly), 5707 nucleotides. Its product is annotated as flocculation protein FLO11. Bases 1866 to 4514 code for a protein of 882 amino acids. NCBI's taxonomy places the organism in Eukaryota, Metazoa, Arthropoda, Insecta, Hymenoptera, Athaliidae. The transcript has 3 exons. The record is from RefSeq and is a predicted model, not a curated record.
GACAUUUUUCUUUCCAUUUACUUCGAUGUAUGCUAAUUUUUCGAAAAAAAAAUUGGUAUUUUUUUUUUCGUAUUCUCCGAUUUUUGUAGUGUGAAAUGAAAAUAAAGAUUUGAAGACGAAACCAGAGCAAAUCUUUCAAAAUCAUUGAUGGAUUUAUGACUUGUGAGCAUAAAUAUAUCCGAAAUCGAUGUUACAUCAAGGGCAACAAAACCACUGUUGACUAAUGUUAUCAUUAGAAUCACAUUUGAAACAUAAGAGCGUUGAAUUUUCUAUAAAAAUAUGUUUGUCAAUAAUUUUUUAUAUAUUUGUCAACGACUCUUAAAAUUUCAAAGAACAGAUAAUGUUUUUCCUAUAUUAUUUCAUAAGGAAUUUCAGUGGCAACACGGGCUAGAGUUGAUAUCAAGAGGUCAGAUUUUGCAGGAAAUUUUUGUUAAUUCAUUUGGAAGCGUUUAAGCUCUUGGGAGCAUCCAAAUUCGAAAACACCCCUGUUUGGGACCACCCUUACGUGAAUACUUACACGCGAUUCUACUACCGGCGAAGAACCAUCAGCUCUGCAAUGCAGCGCUUGUAAUGGCUUAUCACGAUACGUUGAAGCUAUUCGUGUUCACGCGCGCGUUAUCUGCACGUAGUAUAAGUUGUAUUAAAUAUGAUCGAUGCUUUUUUAACUACGUUCCACGAGUAACGCGGGAAAAUAAUUUCUGUAAUCACGCCACUUGCUAUCGGUCGAUCAUCGUGUACGAGAAAGUCGGUAAAUUCACCCGAUAAAUAUGGAACUGUAAUUUAAAGGGCAAUUCUUCAUGCGAAUCCUUACUCAAGGAGUCGGGACCGGCAAUUACCGCCCGUAUACGGGAUUACGGAACAUUGUACGUACACACGGACAAAGCGUUAUACCGCGCAUCCCGGCCGAUUGCGAGUGGCAGCCGCAAAAGGUUCAAAAAAGUACAACCCACACGCGAUGAUCCUCUCAUGCUGCAGGAGUCUAUCGGCGAUUUAAUAAUCAACGAUUGUUCUGCAUAAUUGAGGGCAAAUAUUCAUAUCGUUUAUCUGCGUCUCUCUCGAUCAUUUUAUAACAGUAAUAUCAUCACAAAUAUUUACGAGGAUGACGACAAUUUUUUAUGGUACAUCGAAUACGAAUAGGUAGAUAUGGGCAGGUAGAUCCGAUUCUUGUACGAAGAGUCGCGCUAGUCGUGAUAGCGUUCAGACGUCGUGGCCGGGACACUGCGUCACGGCGGCAAUCACCCACAGGCCUCGGACAGUCACUCAGUCAGUUCCCAUCCGCGCUACAAGCGGCACGCGCUUUUCUUAACCGGUCUCGUCGCAUCGGUACAUCCGUGGAUGGUAUAUUCUAACAAAACAGAGGGAAAAGAAAAGGAACGCCGUGAUCGAUGAGACGACACAACAUACACAUCAAAGUCAGAGCAAGCAAACAAUCGUAAAAAGAAUUGGAAGAUAAACAAGCAGGUGAACGUCGAUGAUUAUAACUCAUAACUACUGCGUGAUUUUGUUACGUGCGACAAAUUUUUUAAUUUCUUCCGGUGGGGAACGCAUCGCCACAAUAUGGUCCAUGUAUUGUACUGCGAUAUUUGAUUAUUGCCUGAUUUCAUUGUAUUUGUAUUUUCUUUUGUUGAUGAAUUUAAUUAUAUUUACGUGCAUCGAUGACCUUGGUUUUAUUGCGACAAUUGAUUCACGAUGAGUGCGACCCGUAUAAACGUGACAAAAUGAACGUGCAUGAAGAGUUAUUACCUUCAAACGCUUAGAUCGUGAAAGAGAAGACGGAGAACGGAAGAAGAGGGAUUUACGAGUCCUUUCUGCAGAAUACGUCGGAGCGUAUCAACGUCACGCAAAACUCUUGAAAGUCUGGCGCGAUGCUAAAUCGAAGGGCGCAUUCAAUGGGGACUCUGGUCUUUCUUGGAACAUUGAUGGUGCUGGGCUGCCGUGUUAACGGUCAGAUCGAGGAGACAGAAGUCGUUGAAAACAAAACCGGUGUAAUCGAGAGCCGUUCUCGGGUAUUUUCGCCACGGAUGGACUACGACGAAUGGACACCAUUAGGACGAGGUGAUCCAUUAAAAAAUGACCCAACAUUUGACUACGUACCUCCUGUUCUAGACAGAGUUCAGUACUGGCUGGACUCUCAUACUACAGAACCGUCGGUGAAGAGGGAUAUUUUGGUUCUAGGCGUUACUGCGAAGAAAACGAGCCCCAAGAUACCCGAGCAAUUUCUGAAAUUUAUCGACGGCCCAAAAUUCAACAAAAACCAAGAACAGAUCAGAAAUCAACAUAUCCUGCAUCGUAGUGAUUUUACGGGGAGUACAGGAGCUGAACUUCCGAAAAUAAUGCGUAAUACUAACUUCAGGAGUGGUCUAGUUGACUCUAAAAAUCACAAUAGGAUUCAGAAUAUACCUGCCAGCUAUUAUCCAAGUCAGUUUUAUAAUCAGAAACAAAAACCUUAUACGAUGAUGCUGCCACCUUCUGUUGUACCUAAACCAAAGGAUGGUGCUCAACUGAGUUACACCUCGCAGAAGGGGAAACAUAGCUAUUCGGAACAAAAUCAGCACUUCAGUACGCAGACCGAAGAAGGACCAUUACAAAAUGAACGUCAACGGUACAACAAUCCCCCCAGGGUUUCAUUAUUUUCUCAGCAACAUCCCCCACCGAGAACUCCGCUGUCAUCGCCGAUACCACCGCCGGCCAAAAAUCAGAUUUCACAAAUCGAAGGUGUAAACAAUGUUUUUACACCACCUGCUCAAUUGACAAAACAGAAAUUUCAGCCGGUUACGACGCCUUCGGUCACCUUCGAAAAGUCGAAUCUGGUUUAUCACUCGACGCAGACGAUAUCCGGAGGGUGGCUCGAGAACGAAGAUCCAUCUUCAUCAUCCUCUUUUAGUUUUACCUCAUUCGAACCCAAUCAGGUCACUCGGCAUACGUUGUUCAACGGACAAGAACUUUCUGACACAGGUGAUCAUCAUACGUCUGCUUCUUCUAGCCACGAAGUUAUAAUUGGACAGAAUGCGAACAUUAUAGUCGACGGCGUUAGUGGAGAUAAUGAGGAGGUAGUUGUUGGUAAACAAGAGUUAUCGUCGAAAAAAAACUUUAUCGGCCCUGCGCCUGUUUCGCCUGGUAACAUAGUCCAAUCCUCGAUGUUCUCGACCGACGAAAGUGACUCCGGCGACGUCGUUGUCGGCCGACCAUCUACUUCGGCGAGUUCCUCGAAAUCGGAGAUGCACAUCGUAGUCGCCAACACCGGAUCUUCCAGUCCUGACUUGAAGAACGAAAAAAAUUUGAACAAAGAAUCAGUUGCUCUUAUAAUGCCCACCAACUACAUGGACAAACUUAACGUUACUACCGGCGACGCGAUGACCGAAAGAACAAACGCAACUCGUGAUGACAACGCUAACAUAAUAACCUCAGCUAUUGAACAGACUAUACAAAUUUCGAACCCAAUUUCCACUUCAAAUUUCGUGACCAACCCACCCCAACUUUUGACAUCCCAGGCCAAUCAAAUGAACAAAAGAAAUCAGAUCAACCAUGUGAACCAGAUGAACAAACUGAAUCCAGUGAAUUCGAAUAAUGAAAUUCAUAAUUCACGUCCAAUUUUCACACCACUCCUGAAAGCUCAGCCGUCACCAAGUCAUUUCAGUUCACAUCCUGGGCAGAUUAUGAUGACACAGAUGUCGAUUAACCAUGGCGGGCAACCCCCUUUAGAAGUUUCUGGUGCAAUGCCAUCGCAGCAGAUGUUCAACGGUCAGUUGGGACCUUUUAUUCAGCACCUCCCACCGAUUUAUCCGAUUCCUCACCCCGUGGAAAGCAUGACAACACCGCGUGUCGAAAUUGUCAGCGAAAAUACUUACCAGAUGCAUGACAUUCAAAACACGGGUGAAGAGAUUCCACAGAUGCCGUUUUUGCUGCCACCGCAGGCUCCGAUAGCAAGACCUGUUAAAGAAAGCGUUACCUCAAGUUUGGGCCUGGUCACAGAUUACAUCAAGAACGGGUCUCCAGUGGCGCACAUUUUAAACAACGAAAUGAAUAUUGCGCCGGCUCGUCCAUUGACAGUCAACUCGACCACGACAACUACGCCGAGAAGUACAAUUUCGACAAUGGUUUCAAGCCUGACGACGGAUCCAAUAUUCUCGCAUUACAAGCAGCCGUCCAAGCCCAUCAGAGGACCAAUGUACCUAAUCAUCCAGGGGCAUUCCAAGGUCAAAACUUACAAGCCUUCGGUUAACAAGCACGGAGUUCCCGUUGAGAUCAAUGAGAUACGAGAAAUCAACACAGAACGUCCAUCGAAGCUGGAGCAAUUGAUAAAUCAGAAUGCUCGUAAUAGAAAUGUUGAGGGUAAAAAUACACCUGCGGAAGAAAAAGAAAAAGAGGAAAAACCGCUCCACAAACGUACGGAACAAGAUAAUCUUCUCAGCUUAGUCAAGAGUAAUUUCAGCGGAUUUACAGUGCGGCCCGCAUCUUCAAUCGAAGAAGAGCGGCAAACCAAUUCUGUUUCGGUUAUAGAAAUUGAUAACUAAGUGGCAAUUGUGUUCCAUUUAUCACCGAAGUUUGAAAGAGAUAUCCAAAAUUAGUUGAAUAGGGAAUAAUGUACGGGAGUUUGACAGAAAACGAUUAUGUUCAACGGUCUUCGUAUUUAAUUUUUCUAAAUACUGUCGGUAAUUGUUAUUUCAUUAUUUACUAUCUCAUGUGCCAGUAUCGGGUUUGAAGUGUAAGAACGUCCAUCUAGAAUAAUGUGGAUUAUAUUAUGCCAUCAUUUUAUCAUUGCUGUACAAUUAUUGGAAAUAUCACGAUCGUAUGAAUGUUAAGCGUAUGAUUGAAACUACUCACGAAAAUUAAUAAUUAUGAUAAAUAAUUGAGGGGUAUACGAAAUUAAUUUCACGUCGAUGGUAUCCGUGCUGCUUUGACGUAUUUAGACUCUGCCCGUUUGAACGUGCGUUCAUCUAGUUACAGUAGGUAAAAGUAUUCAAACGCGAUUGUAGUAUACACAUCGUGCACGAUAGUAUGUAGAUUAGCAGAACGAGGUAUAAAUGUAAGCAUUAGUAUUUACAAUGUAACACAUAGUAUACCACAAUCACACAUAGUAAUUCAUUAUGCACCAAUUCAUUUUAUUAAGUUAUCCGUGAGUCUUUAUUACCUUUAUCUCAUUAUUAUUGGCGUUGUUGUUGCUAUAAUCAUUAUCGUGGUCGUCGUCGUUUUCAUUAUUAUUAUUUGUAUCGAUUUGUUUACUUAUAUUUUCAUUCAUUUUUUGUCGUCAUCCGUGUACGUAACUAAUUUAUUAACACUAGUCUUAUAUUUAUACCAGUUACCAAACACAUCGAGUACGAACUAACAAUCAAAGUUAGUUCUUGCAUAUAUUAUAUUACAUUGAAUAUACAUAUAGUUUUUAAUUUAGUUUAUAUAAUUUUGGUUCAUCAAAGAAUAUCUUUCAAAUAUAAUCAUGAAUAUUAUGUACGUACAAUGGAUUCGUUAUAUUAGAUGUGUAAUUGAAAAUAAUUAUUCUAUUGUUCGCAUAUACUUUUGUAUUUCCAUUCGAUAAUUGAAUUCACAUUUGAAGUAUCACAUACAUAAAUACACAUUAUGCCAUAUCGAUGUUUUCGUCUGUGUACCAUAUUUGUACCUGACGAUCAUGUUUCAUCGAUUUUUUUACUUAAUAAUAAUAAUAGUAAUAAAAAGUUCAUAAAAAUGGGAAUAAAAAAAAAAAAAAAAUGAA